CACGAUGCACCUCAGAGUGACGCAUCCACCCAUCAGCUGUUUUUGUUUUGCUGUGUGGCUAUUGGAAGUUAAUAACAUAAUAACAACAGUGUCGACUGAGUAAAGUGAAAGAGCUCAUUGAGGAGGUGUUAUAUCGUUGAUCUGUUGAUCCUGAUCAGAGUCGGGAUAGUUCCCACGGUGUGUGUGAUGUGUGCCAUCUGAGCCCAGCCUGCCCGGACAUUCUUCUCCCCUGAAGAGUGUGAGCGUGGCGCUUGGAGUCGGGAAGCAAAGGAGGGGAAGCGGGUUCCGACGGGGAUUGACCCGAGCCCAAAGGCCUCCGACCUCGGCCAGCGAGAGGAGAGAGGGAUUUGGCCGCUCGGAUGGAGUCCCAGGACGCGCCGGACGGCCCCGAAGUGCACCGAGGCUUCAUAUGUGCCUCGUUUAACCAGGACACCACGUCUCUGUCAGUGGGCACCAAGACUGGCUACCGGCUCUUCUCAGUCACUGCUGUGGACAAACUAGACUGUAUACAUGAGGGAGUGGAGUGUCCAGAUGUGUAUAUAGUGGAGCGGCUGUUCUCCAGCAGUCUGGUGGUGGUGGUCAGUCUGUCCAUGCCACGGCGAAUGAACGUCUACCAUUUCAAGAAAGGCACAGAGAUUUGUAACUACAGCUACUCCAACAACAUCCUCUCCGUCAGGCUCAACAGACAGCGGCUGGUGGUGUGUCUGGAGGAGUCAAUCUACAUCCACAAUAUCAAAGACAUGAAACUACUCAAGACCCUGCUCAACACACCCAUCAACCCCUCAGGUCUCUGCGCUCUCUCUGUCAACCACAGUAACUCCUACCUGGCGUACCCCGGCAGUGCCACCAUCGGAGAAAUCACCGUCUACGACGCCAACAACCUGAGCACUCUGACGCUGAUCCAAGCUCAUGACAGUCCCCUGGCAGCCCUCACCUUCAAUGCCUCUGGCACCAAAUUGGCCAGCGCAUCAGAGAAGGGAACCGUUAUCAGAGUCUUCAGCAUUCCUGAAGGACAGAGACUGUUUGAAUUCCGCAGAGGGAUGAAGAGAUAUGUCAGCAUCAGCUCAUUGUCCUUCAGCGCAGACGCCCAGUUCCUGUGUGCCUCUAGUAACACAGAGACGGUCCAUAUCUUUAAACUGGAGCAGCACAGCCCCAGUCAAGAUGAGGAGUCUCCUACAUGGUCAGCAUAUGUGGGCAAAAUGUUCACAGCAGCCAGCACCUACUUGCCCGCGCAGGUGUCCGACAUGAUGCAUCAGGACAGAGCCUUCGCCACUGUACGACUCAACAUGUUCGGCCUGAAGAACAUCUGCGCCCUCGCUACGAUUCAGAAGCUCCCUCGCCUGCUGGUGGCGUCCUCAGACGGGUAUCUCUACAUUUAUAAUGUGGAUCCACAGGAUGGAGGCGAGUGCGUCCUGGUCCAAAAACACAGGCUGUUUGACUUCAACGAGGAGGUUGAACAGAGUGAAGAGGACAAACCAGCGGAGGAUGUCUCUCCCCAACCAGCCAGCCAAUCAUACGCGGCUACUGUGGCUCUCCCUUCAACCCCUCCCUCCUCCACCACUCUCAUGGGUUACUCUGAGGAUGGAGGAGCCCAGAAGGGUGAGGUGAUCCCAGAGCACGAGUUUGCAGAGGGCCCAGUCUGCCUGGAUGACGAGAACGAGUUCCCUCCAGUCAGCAACCAGAGUAACUGACCAACCUCCCCGCAAAUGAAGCAACCAAACCCUGCAUAACAAUCAGACUUACUUGUUUCAAGCAGGGAAGGUGGACGAAAAUAUUUCUGUAUUCGAGACCUUGUGGCAGCCCCUUCCCCCUUCCACAUGUACCCCUGCUGGCCUAGGGUCAAAUCUUGCCAGAAUGUUACUUCCUGGUGUUUCUGCGUCCCUCUAACGUUUUGUAAGGAAUUAAAAAAACAACAACACUAAAACAGAGUGGAAGGCCCACUCUUCAUCAUCAUCAACAACAUCUUAAACUCUUUUCUCAGUGGUUCUCAACCUUUAAGUGGUAUUCACUUCAAAUCGGACAUAGCAACAGCUAACGGUUUGUGCGGCAGUGUAGGACCUUAUGUUUUAUAAUACCAAACUUCUUGGUAUCACUAUUUUGCAGCAUAGACAGUGAGCCAGACACAGACAUUGAAGCUGGGAACACGAAAUAAACCAAAUGAGGACACAACUGGAAGAACAACUGAAUUCUACAUAGAUAGCGCCUGAUUUCAGUGAUACUUCAAGCUGUCUGUAGAACAAACCGGUCAAUCACCGGAUUGGCAACUGUAGCAUGACAUCAAGUUGCCUUUCUUCAAAUAUUGAUUGUGUUUAAACUCCUCUGCUGCAGGUCACUGCGAUUUUUUUCAGCAUACUAUGUGGCCCCAACUUCCACAGCUGACUACCUCCGUUCAAAUGAAUGGGAGGACUGGAAAUUUUGCCACAUCACAUACAUGAAACAUAAUUUCGUCAUAUUACUGAGGUAACUGGGCCUGUUCGACCCAGAGUAUAAAGUCUAUAGUAUAUAGUGUUUAAGAGAUGACAUCGCUGAGAGCUUUUUCCUGUCUCUCAUUCCAUGUUGCGUGCCACACUAUGUAUUAUUUCUAAUUUGAUUUCAUUCUUCACUACCAUUUGAGAACCUGGAAACUACCCACAGGUUGAGAACCACUGGUCUAAGUGUCCCACUGUUAACUCCCAUAUUACGCCAUUAACAAACAGUGUUAAUCAUUUUUUAAAAUACUGACUGUGCACAGCAAGAAACCCUGACAACACAGUAACAUUAUUAUUGCACAAUAUUAUCAUGGUAGCAACGAGAAGAGCAAGAAGACUGAAUAUACAAAUGUGGUAGAGGAGACAACAGGCAGGCCUCGCCUGCAGCUGGGCCAGAUUCACAAAAAUGCUUCUAAGAGAGAUGCUAAGACGUUACCUGACAGGUAAUUUUAGCGGCUUCCAAACAAGUCAAGUGCCAUCAGACAAUGAUAUCAUAAAAUUAGUCAAAUCUCUUGUGUCUCAUGUCCUAUUUUCACUUAUAAGUCUGAGGAAUUAACAUCUGAAAACAUAUAAUAAGGGCAUUUUUGUCAAUCAGGCCUCAAGAAUCUGGAGGAGCUUAUCAACGGGCAUUAAAUGUGUCACACCUCAGGAAAGAGGAGCAAUAGUUCCCUCAAGGAAAAGUUGUAAGUGUGAUACACUAUUUAAAUCAUGAUACAUGCAGUAAGUAUUAUAUGACUUGCAGAUGCAGCUGUCAUUACUAAUUAUGGUAGCGAUAGAUGAGACUAAAAAACCUGCGGAGUCACAAAUGUAACCCGAUGAUAUUUGUGGAGUCGGCUCUGUGGGAGGAGCGGUCAGCAGCUGAAUGUGAAAUGCUUGGUAGCGAGCUAUGAUGAAGUUACAGGUCCUUGAAUUUCAGUGAUAUCCUGAAGACAUUUUUAUUUACUACAUGAUGCUGAAUUCAGUAUGUUAACAUGGAAGUCAGUCAUUUUUACUUUGUUGUAUUAAAUAUUCUUUUUCGCAAAAUGUUUUAAGUAUUACACAUCAAACGCAUAGAAUUACCAUGCGUAAAUAUAUUUGAGGAUUUUUACUGUGUGUAUGACGUGUAUAUAUAACAUUUAUAUAUAGUACUGUUGUAAUAAGUAACAUGGUAAUACUAUUUGAUUUGCCAAAAGGUGGCACUGUUAGGACACCCUUACACUGCAUUGAGCUGUUCGAUACUGGACAUUUACAUCAGAGACUCAUUAAAGCUGAGAAGUGAUUCAA
Larimichthys crocea (large yellow croaker) is the source of this 3731-nucleotide messenger RNA. RefSeq names its product WD repeat domain phosphoinositide-interacting protein 1. Lineage: Eukaryota; Metazoa; Chordata; Actinopteri; Sciaenidae. The transcript has 12 exons. The record is from RefSeq and is a predicted model, not a curated record. Gene Ontology annotation, molecular function: protein binding. Bases 360 to 1691 code for a protein of 443 amino acids.